AUGUUCAACUCGUCUUCACCUCAUUCGCCCAAUGUAUCAUCUAGUACUUCGCUAUCGCAUAAUUCACUGCCGACUCUCUUGUUUGCCAUUGCGAGUGACGAUGUUAAUGAAGUGCGACAGGUGCUUGAGAGCGGUGAAGCUGGGCCGAAUGAUCAAGUUGGUCCCCAGUCCGCCCUGGCAUUCACUUUGACCAACGACAAACUGGCGCACAAGAAUGAGAUUGUUAAAGCCUUGUUAGCUUAUGGCGCAGAUCCAUCGGCGUUGCGGAAUCCAGAUUUGAAUCCAUCUGCACAAGCCUCAGCGGAGGGAGGUGAGGGUGUUUCGGGCUCACAUUCACAGCCUGGAGAAACAAUGCCGGAAGGAAUGGACCCUGCCACGAGAUACUAUGUUACCAGAGCCGAUUCGACACACACUCGGCAAACAUCUCAGCUUAUAUAUCGCUCAUUCUUCCGGCCCCUCACAAGAGUUCGGUAUGAUCUCAUUGGUCAAGAUUGGGUAUUAGAGCAACUCUUCAGGGUGUUGAGCAUGCACUCUCAACGGCUGUCGGUGGCUCCCAUCGUGGUUCUGCUUUGUGGUCCGAGUGGUCAUGGGAAGAGCUUGCUGGCCCGCAAAUUUGGAAGUCUCUUGGAUAUUCCCACCCAUACUGUGAAUAUGACCACUUUGCGCUCGACACAUGAUUUAUGGCAAUCGUACUCCAUGAGUCCGUAUGAGGAACCUUCCUCAGAUACUUUGGCCCAAUUUCUGCUUAACAACGAAGGCGAGCGAUGCGUAGUUGUACUAGACGAGAUCGAGAAAGUAGAAGAUCCAAAGGCGUUGUACUCUCUUCUCAUGCCUUGGGAACUUGGACGCUGCUCCCUUGAAACUGGAAAGCGACAGGUUGAUCUCACAAAGGUGAUCUGGCUUGGAACAUCCAAUAUAGGCCAUGACCUGGUAUUCGAGCACCAAGAUUCUCGGCAAGAUCCCAGCAAACCCGUCACUCGAGAGGAGUACCGAGAUCUCAUGAAUCUUUCAAGACCUCAUGUCUCGCAAUGCCUUGGUGCUUCACUUCUGUCCCGCGUUACCACCGUGUUGCCCUUUGUUCCGUUCAGCAUGGAAGAAAAAAUGGCAAUUGCGGCUGAAGCGGUGUACUCUCUCACUAGCAACGCUGCAAAGACGCUGUCCCCUCAAGACGUGGAGGAAAUUGUGAUGGAAGUGCUGCCGAGUUAUAUUCCAUCGGAGGGGGCUCGCUCGUUACACAGAGCUGUGUCGAAUCAACUAGUGGAUUUGAUCUAG
Suillus clintonianus is the source of this 1272-nucleotide messenger RNA. RefSeq names its product P-loop containing nucleoside triphosphate hydrolase protein. The record is from RefSeq and is a predicted model, not a curated record. Gene Ontology annotation, cellular component: cytoplasm. Gene Ontology annotation, biological process: cellular response to heat. NCBI's taxonomy places the organism in Eukaryota, Fungi, Basidiomycota, Agaricomycetes, Boletales, Suillaceae. Bases 1 to 1272 code for a protein of 423 amino acids. The transcript is spliced from 9 exons. Gene Ontology annotation, molecular function: ATP hydrolysis activity; ATP binding.